Messenger RNA from Rubroshorea leprosula, 616 nucleotides. The record is from the annotation of a GenBank genome assembly. Lineage: Eukaryota; Viridiplantae; Streptophyta; Magnoliopsida; Malvales; Dipterocarpaceae.
UUUUGAAGUAUAUAGAUCAUUGAGAGUAGCUAAUCCACGUCCAUACAUGGUUUUACUUGCAAAGGAUGUAUUCUAGUUGCUUCAAGUUCAGAAAUCCUUACACGAGUGAGGAAGGUAAUUUAAUAUAUGAAUCAUCAUCAAGUUGACAACCAAGGUUUAAAGUCGAUAAGAAGAAAACAAGAUUGUAAAUAAACCAUUGGUUGGAAUGGUAAUGAGAUGGAAGACAAGAUAUAUAUGAAGAUGACACGAUAGAAAACUAAGUUACUCAUUGAGACAAAACAUAUACGCAAAACACACAUUACUUAUUGACUUGGGAAGAAAUGAUAUUGGAUAGGUUUGUCAAACUAAUAUUCCACCUUGUGUAUGUUUUUGUAAGGUUAGCUGAGGAUGUCUCAAUCUUUAGCUUUCAUUUUGGAGGUCUCAAGUUCAAAAUCCAAGACAUGGGUCAAGAUUGAGAGAGGGAGGGUUAUCUCUUAGUUUAUAACCCAUUAUUAGAUGUAUCAAAAACAAUGCAUCUAUAAGUAUUUUCUUAUAUUUAGUGAUGUGAUUUAGCUAAUUUGUGGUACAAACAACAACGGCAAUGCUGUUAAUUAUUUAUUAAAUGUUAAUGAGGUGU